GGGCUACAUUCCGGCCUACAAUUACACCAUCCCCGCCGCGUAUUGGCUUGAGCCUGGUCCAGCCAUUGUCCGCCGUGGUGACGAGCAAAUCGUCGAGAACAUGGUCAAUGGCACCCAUCACAGCAACUCGGGUGAGCCCGAGAACAAACGGCAGCGAAUUGAUGGUGAUGGCCAAACUAACACAAAUGCAGAGUCUUCUCAUGACUGGAACGGUCGCCAGUGCUUUGUUACUGUUGGCGCCACGGCUGGCUUCCCCAGCCUGAUUGAGGAAAUCACCACUCCGGCUUUCCUGAACUGCCUCAUCCGCCAUGGCUACGACAGGCUCACUAUCCAGUGCGGUCCCGAAUACCAGCUCGCUGAACAGCGGAUCGUGAGCCUCGGUGCACGUGAGACCGACUUCCAGCUCGCUCACCAGCGGAUCGUGAGCCUCGGUGAUGAUGUGGCACGUGAGAUCUUGAUUACCAUGUUCGCAUAUACCGACGCGAUGGUUGAGAAUAUCUAUGCUUGCCGUCAGGAUCCUGCUGGUUGCGUCAUUUCCCAUGCUGGCUCCGGAACUGUUAUAGAGGUCAAGCGUAUCAACGCUCCUCUCAUUGUUGUUCCGAAUCCCACUUUGAUGGACAAUCACCAGGCAGAACUGGCGCAAUUGGUUAUAGACAUGAACUGGGGUGUUGUUGCGGAGAUCGGAAACCUCAUCGACGCCAUUGACGAGAUCGACGAUUGGAUUAUCGAAGGCACGUCAGACAACCUCCCGCCGUACACGCCGCCGUCGUUUCCCGUCCCGGCCGCCGAACGCGUAACCCUCUUCGAUUGGAUGGUGCUGACCUGCUACCCAGACGAGCUCGCCCGCCAGCAGUACGAGGAAGACCUUGCGAAUCUGGCUGCCAAUAUGCAGCAGGAGAUUGAUGACGACGAGGAGGGACCCGGCGCCGCCGCCACCAUGGUGCCGGGCCAGUGGGUCCCGAUCGGCACCGCCCCCAGCUACCAAGUCGCCCAGGAAACCACCACGGGCAUGCGGAUCGACUAGGAAAUCGGACCGUAUACUGGCCCUGACGGCCAUUUCCCCAUCGCUGUCCCCAACCAACUUGGGACUAGCACUGGCGCUGGCACUGGCGCUGCCGCUGGCACUGGCGCUGGCACUGGCAUUGGAACUGGCACUGGCAGUGAUCAGGC
Messenger RNA from Canariomyces notabilis, 1170 nucleotides. Its product is annotated as glycosyltransferase family 1 protein. Gene Ontology annotation, molecular function: hexosyltransferase activity. The transcript is spliced from 3 exons. Gene Ontology annotation, cellular component: UDP-N-acetylglucosamine transferase complex. The record is from RefSeq and is a predicted model, not a curated record. Gene Ontology annotation, biological process: dolichol-linked oligosaccharide biosynthetic process. Lineage: Eukaryota; Fungi; Ascomycota; Sordariomycetes; Sordariales; Chaetomiaceae. Bases 101 to 1024 code for a protein of 307 amino acids.